AGAAGCUUUCAGAAAAAUAAAAGUAGAUAUAGAUCCAUUACAUAUUUCAGAACGUAAUUAUCAAGUAGAGCAUAUGAUAGAUUUAUUAUAUUUAAUAGAAGGUGAAAAGAGUUUAAAUGUUCGAAAAAAUCAAAAUGAUAUACCAGAAGACUUAAAAACACAUUAUGUAUAUAUAACAGAUUUCGAUCGAUUAGAUUUAUUACAGAAACAUAUUCUUACAUGUCCAGGUUCAAAUAAGGCUUCACAACGUUUAAUUCUCCCAGAAGAAGAAGCCAAAGAAAUUGAAGCAGAUGAAAAAGAUAAAGAAGAAAAUACUAUAAAAGAAGCGGAGCAGAUAGCAGUUUUAUAUAGAUAUACUAUUCAUUGUUUAGAUGGAACAACGCAAAAACCAGUAAUUAAUCGAGAAUCAGAAAAUAUAAUAAAUGACUUAAUAGAAAACCUUCAAGAAGAUCUAGAAGUUAUUUUAGAUAAGCUUCGUGAAAUAGCUCCAU
Messenger RNA from Dentiscutata heterogama, 491 nucleotides. The record is from the annotation of a GenBank genome assembly. Lineage: Eukaryota; Fungi; Glomeromycota; Glomeromycetes; Diversisporales; Gigasporaceae.